AUGCCUCCUCCGACCUCUCCCAACCGGACCCCGCUCCCUCCCUCCAGCAAUAUUCUGCCUGGUUAUGGCAGAGAGUCCUCUUUUAUCUCCAGAGAUAUAUUGAACAGAAUGAAUGAACUCCUGGCCAAUAUCUUGAGUCAAUACACGGAAGCCAGCGACGACACCAACGACUAUUUGGCGUGGCACCCUUCACGGGACGAAGCUCCACAUCUUACCAGCUUGCCAGCUCAGAUCCGCAACUUAGCGCCUCCCAUUCGAUUCUUUUCCAUUCCCGACUUGGACUUGGACAUGGAUUUAAACACAGACAACCCCCAGCGGGCCGUCGCAGGUACAUCUACUACGACAUUUGCAGCUGAUCUGGACGAUUCGAGCGGUCUGACUAUGACCUCUGAACUGGAUGUCGACUUCGAGCACAACGAACUGAACUCCGACAAUAGCAGCGAAGGCAACAUGGACGAUGACGACGAUGACGACCUUGAGGUCGAGGGCGAUGACGACUCGGACCUGCCUCAAAGAGGAACGUUCCACCGAAUUCCGGACCAGCGUCUAUUGCUCUCUUCGGCGAGACAGAAUCUCACCAACAGAAAUACCCUAAUCAACUUGGGCCAGGCAACGUCGUCUCGAUCGCGGCCAAUUGGAGCCGUUGAUUUGGAUCGCCUGAAUGCCAUCCGUAUGACAUGCAGACAUCCACCCAACCCGAACUUGGAGAAUGUUGCUCGGGACUACCACGCCGACUUUGAGGCAGCAAUCAAUUCCAUCAAGGGUCUUGACUCGUUUGUGGGGAAAUCGCCUCUUUUUGCCCACCACCCACACUCAGAGGGCCGUCAGGGCUUGCGUAAGUGGAGCAAUCUGCGUCGUCUGAUUCGUAAGGCAAGUUUCGAGCUGAACAUGGACCGUCUCUUGAACCAUCGCCGCAAGGGCUCCCUCUGGUCUCAAGACUCAAACCACAUGUGCGAAGCUGGCACGAAUGAGGCAUUUCUCAACAUUCGAGAGUCCAAACGAAAACAUUUGGGCACAUCAGGUAAUCAGAAACGUCGUAAAGUUGCGAACAAAACGAAUCCACAGUGCCGGCCACGCUUUAAGAGCCGCUCCAUAGAAGGCGGUGAAGCUAUUGACUACAACCACUUGUCACAGGAAGACAAGUAUAAGAUUUUGGAUGCUUUACCAUGUUCGUACUUGCAGAGCGGUUCCACAUUUGCUUUGGAUCUCUUGGUUCGUGGAAAUGACAGCAUUGAUUUGUCAUUUGCCAGCGUAGAUCUCAGAGAGAAGACUUUACAUGGCCACUUCAAUGUUAAGGCCUGUGGUGAACGAUCUGGUCACAUUCACCUUAUCAUUGGGUUUCUUUCAUUUUUAUGUGGAGGCAUUCGCUCCAAGUAUACCAUAAAUUGCACAAACAAGGUAAUCCAGACCAAAUCUGCAUUGCUUGAUCACACAUUUAUGGAGGCCAUUGUUGAGCGUGGACUUUCUAGUCCGCAGGUGAUCGAAUGCCUUACUGGAGCGUUCCAGAUACCUUUUAGCGGGGAGAUUGUGGAUUUCAAUAAGAAUGACUUGCGUUUUUUGCAGGAGACCCGACCCAUAUCCUCCAAGACAAGUUUCAGCCGUUCUAUGCAUGUGUCUCGGAUGAGAAAUGAACAAAUCAAGAUGCAACUAGGGGAAUGGUUGCGAGUCCGGCCAUUCCACAAUUUUUCCGAGGCGUUCUUCUUGAAUUACUUGUUCUUCGUGGAAAAGUACUUGCGUAACUUCAAGGAAAGUUCUACUGUCGAACAGGAACUCGUAAUUGAGUUUGCUAAGAACAUGAAAGAUCUGAUCCACGAUAUCACACGAGACUUUGAUUUCGUAAAAGAAGCAAAAAUACCAAUGGUUGAAGAGAAGAGCAUCCAAAAUCAGAAAGACAUCUGGGAGAGAAGACGCCACGAGCCUCGUUCGAAUCUCCAGAAAUCCUCCUUUCUCAAAGAAUGGGAGUCCAAACUCUGUGAGAAACUCUCGGACUAUAUUACCUGCGAAGACAGUUGUCUUUGUAACAUUCAAUUGAACUAUGUGCUAUUUACAGUGAAAGUUGAUAUCUCCGCUGCCCUUGAUCAAACCUUUGAAAAGUUUAUCAAGCUUGUUACCAAGGAGUCCGAGCGAAAGAUGCUUCAGAAAAAGUACAAGGCCAUCUCCAAAGAGCAGCUACUGCCUGAGGCAAGAGAGUGUGUUUUUUUGUGUUCACUUAACCGGAAGACUGGCCAUUUAGAAAUGCAGAAUACCCGGCUGAACUUAGACUACAAGUACGCUGGAUCUUGCGAUGCCAGAGGUUCUCUCCAGCGUGAGUCCUUCAGCGCCUCAUCCGGAGGAUUCACAGAGAGCGAUGACGAAGAUUUCUUGAGACCUAUGGGCCGGUAUUCUGUGUUUUCGACCCACUGGAAGUACUUGGAAGAUCCCCACCUUAUGGAUAAUCCCACCGUGACCAUGGGCAAAUGGAAACGAGGCUCUUCAGGUUUUUCAUCUGGUGGAGGAAUAGGCCAAGCGGACUUUGCCUAG
This is a messenger RNA of Sungouiella intermedia, 2520 nucleotides long. The record is from the annotation of a GenBank genome assembly. Lineage: Eukaryota; Fungi; Ascomycota; Pichiomycetes; Serinales; Metschnikowiaceae.